Messenger RNA from Xylona heveae TC161, 1514 nucleotides. RefSeq lists its product as hypothetical. Gene Ontology annotation, molecular function: saccharopine dehydrogenase (NAD+, L-lysine-forming) activity. The transcript is spliced from 4 exons. The record is from RefSeq and is a predicted model, not a curated record. Bases 165 to 1301 code for a protein of 378 amino acids. NCBI's taxonomy places the organism in Eukaryota, Fungi, Ascomycota, Xylonomycetes, Xylonales, Xylonaceae. Gene Ontology annotation, cellular component: cytoplasm.
AUUUGCCUCACCUCCCAACUUGAUCCUUGAACCAUUUUCUCGUCUUUUCAUUUCCAUUGUUGAAGGAAGGAAAUCAAAAAGUGUUUUUGUUGGAAACAAUUAUCCAUUUCGAAUCCUCGUCACUUCAUACAUAUCGUAUCAUAUAAGAUAAAAGCAUCGUCAUCAUGCCUCAUACAACAUUGCAUCUCCGUUCGGAAGACAAGCCAUUGGAGCACCGCUCAGCUUUGACCCCCUCUACGACCAAGGCGCUGCUUGACGCCGGCUAUGCUGUCAACAUUGAGCGCAGCCCCGAGCGUAUCUUUGACGAUAGCGAAUUCGAAAAGGUCGGCGCAACUCUUGUACCUGAGGGCUCAUGGCCCAAUGCGCCCGCGGACCACAUUAUUGUCGGUCUCAAGGAGCUGCCUGAAGAGACUUUCCCCCUGAAGCACACCCACGUGCAAUUCGCGCACUGCUACAAGAACCAAGGCGGCUGGGCUGAAGUUCUGUCUCGAUUCCCCCGCGGCGGCGGUACCCUUCUCGACCUUGAAUUCCUGACCGAUGCUUCUGGCCGUCGCGUUGCGGCAUUCGGCUUCCACGCUGGAUUCGCCGGCGCCGCGCUCGCCAUCCAGGCAUGGGCGUGGCAACUGACGCACCCGGGCGAGCCGAUGCCGUCUGUGAGCAGCUACGCCAACGAGGGACUGCUGAUCAAGGACAUCAAGGCGGCCACGGACGCUGGUGCGCAAAAGAUUGGCGGCCGCAAGCCCCGCGUAUUGGUCAUUGGCGCCUUGGGCCGCUGCGGACGCGGCGCCGUCGAUCUGUGCCGCAAGGCUGGUAUCCCCGAGUCGCAGAUCCUCAAGUGGGACAUGGCGGAGACGGCCAAGGGCGGCCCGUUCCCGGAGAUUGUCGAGAGCGACAUUUUCGUCAACUGCAUCUACCUGAGCCACAAGAUCCCGCCCUUUAUCGAUGCCACCUCUCUCGCCUCGCCCAGCCGCAAGCUCUCCGUCGUCUGCGACGUCAGCUGCGAUACCACCAACCCGUUCAACCCCGUCCCCAUCUACUCUGUCAACACUACGUUUGAUAACCCCUUGGUCCCUGUCCCCGUGAAUGGGCCCCCCGCGCUCUCCGUCAUCAGCAUCGACCAUCUCCCCUCCUUGCUGCCCCGUGAGGCCUCCGAGGCCUUUUCCACCGACCUCUUGCCCAGCUUGCUCCAGCUCAAGGACCGCAAGACCGCCCGUGUCUGGAAGGAGGCCGAGCAGCUGUUUGACGAAAAGGUCGCUUCCCUGCCAAAGGAGUAUAGAACCGCCUUCAAGGCCCGCUUGUAAACUAUAUUCACGUCCUAUCCCUCUUUCUCUCCCUUGAGCUUAGAAUAUCUAGACGUUUUAGGGAAAACCCCUUUCAAGCCAUGUAUUAACUCAUCUUAAUGCCGUAUUAUCUUUUUAUUUUUUCUAUUCUUCUAGCAAUAUUCUCAUAGCCUUUAUCCCGUGUUCUUUGGGAAGGGUACAAUGGUACCGCACAUUUAGAUUUUUUUCCGGGUU